GAUCUUUUCAUUCACAGUCUCAUUUUCAUCUUAUCAUUUGAAAAGAAAAAAAAUUAAAAUAUGAUUUUCCCUCGUUUUUUUUUCCUACAGUUGUUGAGUUGAGUUCUGGCGGGUGGUUCAAAAGUAAAUUACAAAAAGUCCCCGCUCGAGGGUAUUUUAGUAAAUGCCUCAUCGCCGAAAAACUAGGGUUUCCGCCCCCGUCUUUCUCCCCGAUUACAAAGCCCACCUCCGUUUGUUUUGUCCGCUCAUACACCAUUCACCGUUUCUCUCUCUUCCUUAUCAUCAAACUUGAUCUGAUUGGCGCCUUUGAAAAUGUCGGAGGGAUCAGAAGAAACGAAGACAAAGAUCGAUUCCGCCGGAGAGUUAUCGGACGUCGAUAACGAGAACUGCAGUAGCAGUGGAAGUGGCGGCGGCGAGACGAAGAAGACUUGCGUUGAUUGCGGAACAUUCAAAACUCCUCUCUGGCGCGGUGGCCUUGCCGGACCUAAGUCACUGUGCAAUGCUUGUGGGAUCAAGAGCAGGAAGAAGAGGCAAGCGGCUCUCGGGAUCAAACCAGAGAAGAAGAUCAGAAAAAGCAACAGCUGUGAGAGUGAUCUAAGCCUCGAAGAUGAUCGUAACGUCAAUAACAAGAUCAAGAAAGCUGAUGAUCAUACUAGUACUAGUAGCAGCUGCAGCAAAAGAGUGAGUAAGUUUCUGGAUCUGGGAUUGGAAGUGCCGGUGAUGAAGAGAUCAUCGGUUGAGAAGAAGAGGCUGUGGAAGAAACUCGGCGAGGAAGAAAGAGCCGCCGUGCUUCUCAUGGCGCUCUCUUGCGGCUCUGUUUAUGCGUAAACGAUGGAGAUCAAAACUUCUCUGUUUGGUGUCGUUAGGGAAUAAUUAAAGUGAGGGGUUUUGAUUAAUUAUUUAAUUAACUUAAGACAAUAGAGAUAACUGUGUAAUAGCUAGUGAUGUCGGGUUUUUUUUGGCUGGUUCCCACUAAUGUUAUGUGUUCUUUUGCUAAUCACGUUUUAAAUUUUGUGUUGAGAAGAAUAACAAUUAAUUCAAGGUGUUUUUAAAUUUUUAA
Brassica rapa (field mustard) is the source of this 1060-nucleotide messenger RNA. RefSeq names its product GATA transcription factor 17. The record is from RefSeq and is a predicted model, not a curated record. Gene Ontology annotation, molecular function: zinc ion binding; sequence-specific DNA binding. Gene Ontology annotation, biological process: regulation of DNA-templated transcription. NCBI's taxonomy places the organism in Eukaryota, Viridiplantae, Streptophyta, Magnoliopsida, Brassicales, Brassicaceae.